Cricetulus griseus (Chinese hamster) is the source of this 363-nucleotide messenger RNA. NCBI's taxonomy places the organism in Eukaryota, Metazoa, Chordata, Mammalia, Rodentia, Cricetidae. The record is from RefSeq and is a predicted model, not a curated record.
AUGUCCCAGAUGGAACAAGGCAUGGAGACCAUCAUCAAAACCUUCCACCAGCACGCUGGGAAGGAGGGAAACCCAGACACCCUGAGCAAGAAGGAAUUCAAACAGCUGGUGAAUAAGGAUAUGCCAAACUCCCUCAAGAAAGUAAAAAAGGAUGAAAGAGCCAUGAAUCACAUGAUGGAGGAUCUCGACAGAAAUAAAGAUGGUGAGGUGGACUUUGAUGAAUUUGUAGCCCUGUUAGCUAAGGUAUUGAUUACAAAACACGAGGCAAUUCACAAGAAUGAGUCCUCACGUGGCUAUGGCCGUGGUCCCAGCUAUGGGCCAAGCCUCAGAGAGGGUGGCCAUAGCAACUGCCACAGCAAGUAA